GACCAGACGCCAGGAGGGAGUUUUCCACUGACGAAAAAGGCUGCGCUUCUCGGCAGUCUGCUACAGACAAGGGAAGCGCUUCAGCUGGUACGGAGCCCCGUACGGCGGAGACACACAGACAAUAGCACCGAGAGCUGUCUAUAUGCGGGGAUAAGCGCUGCAUUUCUUCGUGUCAUACUGGAUUACUCCACUGUUAUCACAUCGGCUGUUUAUCCAACGCUAUUCAGUCCCUAAUGGUGAUCGGAUACUUGACUUGGUGGGACAGUAUGAGCCAGCUUGACCCGUUGCAAGGUGAUUCAUUCAUCAUAUGUGCACUGGGGACAACGAUAUCUGACUGCAGCAAUAACAACCCCCCCCAUACAGCUGCAAAGCUGCCCCCACUGCCUAUACAAAGAUUGUUCGAACUAACGCCAUGAGUGGGCUUCUCAAGAGGAAGUUUGAGGAGGUGGAUGAGGAUCCAUGCUACUCCUCACUCUCCUCCCUCUCCUCUGCCUGCUCAGGCUGGGACUCGGAGGGGGAGAGCUGCUACUCGGACACCCUGGAUUCCACUCCCAGCAACCCCAGCUCCCCAGCAACACAUUUCAACACAACAUCCAUCCUUAAGAAAGCCAAGAGAGCACGACGGGGCAACGUUACCUUUGACCAGGUGACAGUGUUCUUCUUCCCUCGGUGCCAGGGCUUCACCAGUGUUCCCAGUCGGGGAGGAUGCACUUUAGGCAUGAUGCAGCGCCACAGCACGCUCCGCACAUAUUCGCUUGCUGAGUUUGCUGUGGAGCAGCAGCUCCUACGCCGGGAAAAAUUCCUUAACAGACUCAGGGAGGAAAAGCUGGAGGCUCUCAAAUUGAAGCUAACUAAGAACGGAACCCAAGAGAACGAGGAGGCAGAACAGCUAACGGUGGACGACAUCCCUGAGCAGGACAUCGACAUCACUGGGGCCAAUUUGGAUGAGGUCUCUUUCCUCCAGCCCUACCCGCCAAAACGUCGCUACGGACUGCUCAAAGCAGCCGGUGUGAAGAAGAUCGAAAAGGAGGAGAAGCGGCAGCUGCAUGAACUGAGGAUCUCCAGGGAGAACUGCGGUUGCGACUGCCAGGGCUUCUGCGAGCCUGAGACAUGUAGCUGCAGCCUAGCUGGUAUCAAAUGUCAGAUGGAUCAUUCCUCUUUCCCAUGUGGCUGUACCAAGGACGGCUGUGGAAACACAGAAGGGCGCAUUGAGUUCAACUCCACCAGGGUACAGACGCAUUACAUUCACACUAUCAUGAAGCUAGAGCUGGAGAAGAGGCUGGAGGAGCAGUCGAGUACAGAGGAGGAGGAGGAGAACACAACCACCUUACCAGCAGUGCCCUCCUUCCCCUUUAGUUCAGAAUUGGCAGCAGCUGGAGAGAACAGUUGCAGCAGCGAUAUGACAGAUUUAUCAGACUCUUCAGGUCAGAGUGAGGACUCUGAGGCAGGCGAGAGCCGGUGUGAGCAUCGCACCCAGCUGGAUGUGGAUGAGAAAGGCCUGAGCCACAUUUUCAGUUUCAGUGACACAGAGAACGGCUCACGAAGUAUCAGGGACGGUGGGAACUGUAAAGACACUUGCUGCCCAGACCAACGGCAUGAACAGCAGCAGCCAUCUGCGGAGGCUUUUAGUAGCUUUAGCAUGGUGGACUUUGCUGACGACAAUGACAAUAUAGACGCCGCGCUGUUGGGCGAUCACACAGACAAUCGAGCAACAACCAUCUCAGAACUUUUGGAUGAGAACGCCAACCAGGAAAACGGCCUAUUCCAUAGCAGCAGUGUGCCGCGCACGCCCUCCCCUACCAUCGAUCGCUCUGCAAAUUAUAACAUGGACCUGAGCCUCUCCUCAGAGUCAGACCUGGAGUUCUUUGACGGUUUCCCCUGCUUGGGGCCCAGCUCGCUCUACAACUCCCUCAAGGAGUACGAACACAUGGACAACUUUUUUCAGUUUCAGUUGCCUAGUUACCCUAGCUUCCCUCCGGCGAGCGACCCCGGGACCUGCCUCCUGGAGUCGCUGAUUGGCCUUUCAGAAUCUGUCCCAGAACCCCCUGCCACAUUUACAGACAAUCAGCUGUUGGAGGAAGCCAUGAAGUUGUCUGUGAUGGAGUCUGUGAAAGUUUGACAAAACGUGAAAAUGUGUGGACAGUGCAAGAAAAAAAACAUGGGUUUUGGAGAGGACCGACCAUGCACAUAAGAAGUCAAUGUCAACGUGAUUUUUUUGAAGGAAGUUGUGAUUUCCUUCUUGCCUAAUAAAUGUUUAAAUUCCAGACUUGCCUUCAAAACGUUAGCAAAGCAGUUUGGGAUGAUUGCUGUGUGAGAUGGCAGCUAGUGUUAAAAGUGAUACAAAUUGAGAUCAAUUUGCCCAGGCCCAUAUAAACCAAUGAUGGCUCUCAGUUCCUAAGAAAGCUCUUUUAACCAAACCCAGAUCACCAACCAUAUGCUAAACAGGAAUCAACCUUAACCAGGGCCAGGUUGGGAAUCUCAACACAGCUGAAUGUGCACCUCAGGGAUUUUUUCUAGCUUUCUAGCUUUUGGAGGCAAUGUAUGGUGACCAUUGCUGUGAUGGCCUUCAUAUGGAACUGAGUCAAAUCACAACAUAGUCCUGUUCAUGUCCUCCCUUUGGGCUUACACCCAGGUGACUUGAGUAGGUAGGGUCCUCCCUGUGUUGAAUCCUGAAGCUAGAUUACUCUUUCUUCUCAAGAUCUCUCCCAAGGGUCUUCUAUGGUACAAAAAAAAAAUCCCUCUAAAAGCUCCUCGAUCAGCACUUUAUCUGUGAAAAUAGUUAUGUAAUAGGCAUUGUUGUGGUUUUAUGGGGUCGAUUCAACAGUUCAACGCUAAAUUAUGGAGUUUCUUAUUUAUGAGCUGGGUAACUAGAAAUAAUGCUCAUACUAUUUUAAAGCUGUAGCUUGUAUUGUCUUUUAUUAUAACUUUUGUUUUUAAAUUAUUUCCUUUUAUGAUUUUAUUCUAUUUAUUUCAGAUAAAGCCUACUUUCACUCAAGAAGCACUGUGGUUUGAUAUUUUCACCUGAAAGUGCAAUCUUCCUUCCUUUUUUUCCAUAUCACAUUAAGUCAUUGUUAUGGGAAAUGGGACCACAAGUCCAUCAGAAAGUAUUUAAUAUCUAUUCUCUUUUACAUUUAGCAUUUUUGGGGAUAAUUUAUUAUGUCAUCACUUCAUUAGUUAUUUAAUUUAAGACAUUUUGGCAAUAAAAUGGGGUGUUGUGAAGUUUACUAGAUGUGCCUGCUUAUCAGGGGAGCCAUGCCUGCCAACGGUGUGUGCACAGUGCUUCCAUAUAAGCUUUGGGACUGAAAACUGUGGAAUCCCCCUAAUCACUGAAACUAAAUUAUGGGUCUAUUGUAUCGCUGCCUAUAAUGUAACCAUAGAAAAUUACACUAAUAUUUUGUAACUAAUUUAUGUAGCUUGACAAAAGAAUUCUAAUCACUGACAAAUUGAAUAUUUUAUUAAGAAACAAAAAUGAGUAAUUUUCAAUCUGGGAAAACCUUUGUAAUAUAUGAAUUAUAGAGAUAUGUAUACUUAUGAAGGUUAUCGCUCUCUAGCAUUCUGAAGUAUUUUUCAUAGGCAGUCUUAUGGUUAGAUAUAUUAGCGAAAUGCCACUAAAACUAAGUAAAUUGCAAAGAUCAAUUUGAUUGUAUUCUGAAUUUCUUGGAAGUCUGUGACUUGGGUUACAUUAUGUGAUAAUUACACAUGUAAAGGGUUUUUGUGGAUAAAAACUGCAUAUAUUAUACAUUUUUUAUCGCACACACAAACCCUGAAAAUUGAAGAGUUGCCUCAUUCAUGAUAGAACAACACCUUUCAAAGGUGAUUCUGCUGUCACUUGUGGGAACAGCUGAGGACACUAGAGAGUAGAUGUACAUAUCUCACCCUUUCUACAGCUGUUUUAACAACCUUUCUGGACCUUUUAGAAAUUAUGCAUGCAGGUCCUGUUUGUUAAAACUUCUUCUGAUUACUUGUAUACUUUGAAAAAGUGCUGAGUGCACAUUGGAAAUGUAUUAUUCGCUUUUUGCCUUUUUGAUUACUUUGAAAUCCAUCCGAUAUAUGUUCUUAUGCCAUGAAGAGGGCACUGAUUUUUGCAAGCAAACAUUUGUUUCUAUUGUAUAAAACAUCAAUUUUCAUGAAGAAAUGGCAACAGUAAGUGUUUAUCAAUGUAAUGUAUUACAGUAUAGCUUUUUUAAUUUUGUUUUCAAAGAACGUGUCUUACUUUUUGCCUUUUGUGUUGUACAUAUUUCUGCUUGAAUGGUCCUGCAGAGCAAACAGAGCAAACAAAGCUGCUUUAUUUUUUACAUAUUCACACCUUAACCUGCUGUUAAACAGUUUCUUUCAUCUAAGCCAUUUUGACAGCCUGUCCCUCCAAAUAAUAAAAAAAAAAACAUUUUCUAAAUGCUGUUGUUUGUCAUAUGCUGUUUUGUUAAAAUGAACUUUAAGCUACAUAAUAAACCUGAGUGAAGUUUAGAUUCAGAGGAUAAGCAAAUAUGCCCAUAUUGCAGUCUUUGAUUUAUCUUAUGCACAUUUUAUGUAGUCUUGGCUUCCUAACUGAAAAGAUGUUCAAUGGUUUCAUGUUCUAACCUACUAAAAUCACAUUUUCUGUAGCAUUAAAGGAAGUAAAUAGUC
Sander lucioperca (pikeperch) is the source of this 4623-nucleotide messenger RNA. It is a transcript of the gene csrnp1b, whose product is annotated as cysteine-serine-rich nuclear protein 1b. Gene Ontology annotation, biological process: regulation of transcription by RNA polymerase II. The coding region runs from base 413 to 2119 and encodes 568 amino acids. Gene Ontology annotation, molecular function: sequence-specific DNA binding; DNA-binding transcription factor activity, RNA polymerase II-specific. The record is from RefSeq and is a predicted model, not a curated record. The transcript is spliced from 6 exons. Lineage: Eukaryota; Metazoa; Chordata; Actinopteri; Perciformes; Percidae. Gene Ontology annotation, cellular component: nucleus.